Messenger RNA from Neohortaea acidophila, 2059 nucleotides. RefSeq lists its product as uncharacterized. The transcript is spliced from 7 exons. Lineage: Eukaryota; Fungi; Ascomycota; Dothideomycetes; Mycosphaerellales; Teratosphaeriaceae. The record is from RefSeq and is a predicted model, not a curated record. Gene Ontology annotation, molecular function: flavin adenine dinucleotide binding; NADP binding; N,N-dimethylaniline monooxygenase activity. Bases 214 to 1914 code for a protein of 566 amino acids.
UCUACUCAGAGGCAGAUGGGAUGAUGGUGGUCCGGCAACGGCGGUCCUGACCCCUCCAUCCUCGGUAAUAAGGCACUGGGCGUAAUCGUCACGCUUUCACCGUGUCCCGCAUCACGACCAAACAUUGACUUCUCUAUUGUCUCAACUUCCCCUUUUCUUUCUUAUCCUUCAUAUCCCCUACUACUCCUUCUCCCAUCUUGGAUUUGCAUCAAUAUGCCGGCCUUUCGUCGCGAACUAUUCGAAGGCCAAUCGAAAGCCAACGCUCAAGAGAAUGGAGCCGCCACCCAGAAUGGCGUCCAUCCAACAGAGACGCUCGAUGCUGUAGUAGUCGGCGCUGGCUUUGCCGGUGUCUACAUCCAUUACAAGCUGCAAAAGGCCGGCUUCAAAUCAAAGAUCAUCGAGGCCGGCGAUGCACUCGGAGGAAUUUGGGCAUGGAACAGAUACCCCGAUGCCCGAGUUGACUCGCAAUACCCGAUCUAUGCAUAUUCGAUACCCGAAGUAUACGAGGAUUGGUACUGGAACUCCGAUUACCCCGACCACAACGACAUGCGAGCCUACUUUGAGCACGUCGACAAGAAACUCGGGAUCAAGAAGGAUACCUAUUUCGACACCGCCGUAGAGACAGCCACAUGGGAUGACGAAGAGUGCAUGUGGACGCUCAAAUGCAACACUGGACUCGUGGUCAAAGCUCGCCACUUCGCCGCGUGUAUCGGGUUCGCAGCUAAACGCUACUUUCCGGUGGAAUGGGAAGGGUACGAGAACUUUGAGGGUUUUAUGUGUCAUUCCUCCUUCUGGCCUAAGGACGAUGUUGACGUGCGAGGCAAGAAGGUCGCCGUGAUCGGAACUGGAGCGACGGGUGUCCAAAUUGCCCAGAAUUGGGGCAGGCAUGUUGGUGAGAACGGAUCGCUAAAGAUCUUCCAGAGGACGCCGAAUUACGCAUGCCCCAUGAACAUCAAAUACCUCACCAAGGAGCAGCAAGACGUUGACAAGGAGCGCUACCCGGAGCUCUUUGAUCAACGCUGGGUCAAUUACAACGGGUUUCUCUACCAGUUCCGGGACGAGUCGAUGUUUGACUAUACCCCGGAGCAAAGGAAGGAGCUUUUCGACAUGCUGUGGAACAUGGGCGGCUUCAGAUAUCUUAUGAACAACACGAAAGACCUGACUCGAGACUUUAAGGCGAACCGCAUUGGGUAUGAUUACUGGCGAGACCGAAUUCACGAGCGCGUUGAAGACCCCGAGACCGCUGAAAUCCUGGCACCCAAAGAGCCGCCUCAUCUCUUCGGCGGAAAGAGACUGUCCCUCGAGCAGGACUACUACGACAACUUCAACAAACCCAACGUUCACAUCGUCGACAUGAAACGCAGCCCUAUCGUCAAGUUCGAGAAAAACGGCAUCCGACAAGAAGAUGGCACCUUUCACGAGCUCGACAUUGUGGCGCUAGCUACCGGUUUCGACAGCAUCACAGGCGGCAUGAACGCAAUCGAGAUCAGAGGCAAGAAUGGCGAGCUCUUGAAUGGAAAGUGGAAGGACGGAGUGUACACCUACCUCGGCAUGACCUCCACGGGCUUCCCCAACUUCUACUUCACCUAUGGUCCGCAGGGCCCCACGGCCUUCUCCAACGGACCCUCUUGCAACGAAUUGCAGGGUGACUGGAUCGUGGAUGUGAUGCAGUAUAUGAAAGACCAUGGUCUGAAAAGUAUCGACCCGAAGAAGAAGGAGGAGCUUCGCUGGAAGCAGACUGUCACGGAGCUGAGCUUGGUCGGCGUCAGAGGCCAUACGCAUUCGUGGUAUGACGGAAGUAACAUUCCAGGCAAGAAAGUUGAGCCGCUAAAUUACGCCGGCGGGAUUCCGGUGUACAUCAAGGAGAUCUCCCACGAGACGAAGAAUGAGUAUCCAGGUUUCGAUCUUCGGUAAAGUCUCGACAUUAUAUACGAGUAUUUACGCUGAAUGUGAGCAAGUCUUGUUACCGCGGCCUGUCCUAUUUCUCGGGUCGUGUGUCCACUAAGGUUGUUGAUCCAUCAAGGUCGGCAUCCAAGAAGACACCCAUCAUUACCUUAGU